AUGCUCAGGUUAGCUUCGAAACGAACCCAAUUCAGAAUGGUUCAUGUUGAUGUUAUAAAGGCGCUUGAGGAUAAUUAUAUGUAUGCGUUCCGAAACAAUGAAAAUGAUACAAGAAUUCUUGUGGUUGAUCCCGUCGAGCCGAAGAAGCUUGAGCAAUUUGCGGCGGAGAGAAAACUCAACAUACAAGGAGCACUUGUAACGCAUCAUCAUUGGGACCAUGCUGGUGGCACUCCAGAGUUUCGCAAAAUUCAUCCUGACGCGAAUGCUGUUCCGAUUUUUGGCGGAGAUACUCGGAUUGAGAAUGUUAGCACGCUUGUGAAGCACAAUGAAGUUUAUGAUGUUGCUGGCAUGAAGAUCAAAUGCCUUUCAACUCCAUGUCAUACCAGCGGACAUAUUUGCUAUCAUGUUACUUCAGAUGAUGGGCAUGGAGUGGUUUUUACAGGAGAUACCCUUUUUAUUGCGGGAUGCGGAAAGUUUUUUGAAGGAACCGCUCCAGAAAUGCACAGAAAUUUGAAUGAUGUGCUUGCGAAACUUCCAGACGAGACAAAAGUGUACCCGGGACAUGAAUAUACAUUGAGCAAUCUGAAAUUCGCCAAGGAAUGCGAGCCGAACAAUAAAGAUAUUGAACAGAAAUUGGCAUGGUCCGCUGAGAAAAAAGCGAAAAAGGAAGUGACUGUGCCAUCGACAAUUGGAGAAGAGAAACGGAUAAAUCCGUUCAUGAGAGUUGCAGCUUCCGAGGAAAUUCGGAAGUUUAUUGGAACGGAGGAUAUGAUUGAAGGAAUGAAACGCCUUCGUGAAGCCAAGAAUAAUUUCCGAGCUGAUAUUUAA
Messenger RNA from Caenorhabditis bovis, 828 nucleotides. Lineage: Eukaryota; Metazoa; Nematoda; Chromadorea; Rhabditida; Rhabditidae. The record is from the annotation of a GenBank genome assembly.